Messenger RNA from Paramecium tetraurelia, 3012 nucleotides. RefSeq lists its product as uncharacterized. The transcript has 6 exons. NCBI's taxonomy places the organism in Eukaryota, Ciliophora, Oligohymenophorea, Peniculida, Parameciidae. Gene Ontology annotation, biological process: protein polyglycylation. The record is from RefSeq and is a predicted model, not a curated record. Gene Ontology annotation, molecular function: protein-glycine ligase activity, initiating; protein binding.
AUGAAAUAAUAAAUUGCUCCAAAACCAAAAAUUACUACUCAAUUACCAAUAUUGCCGGAAAUAAAGAGAUCAUCCAAAGAUUCAUCGGGGACUCCUCUGAAAUUUAUGAAACCAGGUGUUUAGAAUCCUUUAUCAUAAUCUCGUCUCUCAAGACAAUCAAGCAGCAUUGAAACUACAAUCUCGUAAGAAUCACAAAGGAAGCAGUCUCAAACUAAGAAGCCUAAUGUUGAAACUUUGGUGAAGAAUAAGACCUACUUUAAUCAUCGCUCUUUAAUGAAUGAUUAUUUGAAAAGAUAAAACAUCUCGAUUGCAACUAAAGUGUUUUGUUUUAAUUCCCAAGAUGAGUAUGUUCGAAGAUGCUUAUAAAAACAUGGUUGGCUAGAAACACCUAGCAGCUAAUAAAUUUUUGAUCUCAAAUGGGUUUACACAGAAAAUCCUGAUGAUUUUAAAACACUAUUGGAUGGAUAAUUUUACAAUCAUUUUAGUAACACAAAAGAACUAACUACUAAAUCCUGUCUAUUAGCAAACUUCAAAAACCAAUGCGAAUAUGGAUACGAUACAAGUACAUUCUUUCCAAGAGCCUUCGAUUUAGGAAAUGCAACAGAUAGAGAGGAUUUCCUUAAAGAAUAUGAAAGAACUGCAGUUACCAUAAUAUUAAAAAAGGCGAUUGCUGCAUUGAGAAUGAAGAGGAAAAAUGAAAUGAAGAAGUUAAAGCAAGUAAUAUUUCAGGAAUGGAAGAAGAGAGAAGAGAACUCAAAGAUCAGGAGAAUUGAUGUGAAAAGAACUGUAAAGAGGAAAUACAAAAACAUCUAUACGGCAUAGGAAUUGGAAGAUUAAUCAUAAUAAUCAGAUGUUAAGUUUGAUGGUUCCAUUAUGUCUGAAGUACUAUCUAAACUAUCUGACAUGAAAAGGUAAUUGAAGGAUGGUUUCUAUGAUGAUAAGAAUUUCGAAUUGAGUUAGCAAUACAUAUCAAAAACUAGAUUAAAUUUGAUUGCAUAUUCUCAGUUGUAGAAGUUUGAGAGAGGUUCGAAUCCAAGCCAAUUUUUGAUCAGAAAGUUGUAUAGAUAUCAUUUGUUUUUGAAAAAAUAUGAUCCAGCCUACAAAGUUGAUGGUAUCCAUAACAUUUGGAUCAUUAAACCAGGAGGGUGUGCAAGAGGUUAAGGAAUCUAUUUAGAGAAGGAUAUCACUGAAGCAAUCAACAGUGGUUAAUAGAUGUAAGCUAGAUUGGUGUAAAAGUACAUAGAAAGACCGUUGUUAUAUAAGGGGUUUAAGUUUGAUUUGAGACAGUGGGUUCUAGUAAAGAGUUUCUAACCAUUGCAAGCAUUUGUUUUCAGUCAUUGCUAUAUGAGGAUGUGUAGUCAGCCGUAUGAUGUGAAGGACACCAAGAAUUUAUUAAAGCAUUUGACAAAUUUCUCUUUAAACAAAUCAGAAUUUAAGAAUCAAAAUGAUUCAAUUUACAGCAGUGAUUUUAUGCAACAAUGGCUUCCUGUUGAUUGGUAAAAGGUAGUUAGACCAUAAUGCAAUCAGUUAAUGAUCAAAACACUCAAGAUAUUGCAGGAUCAAUUUGAAGGAGAAUCAAAAUAUUGUUUCGAAUUAUUUGGUUUUGAUAUUAUGUUAGAUGAAUAUUGUAAACCAUGGUUAUUGGAAGUCAAUCUAUCACCAGCAUGUGCAGAAAGAGCUGAUUGGUUACAUGAGAUGUUGGAUUCUAUGGCUGAGAGUAUGUUUAAUAUAGUAUUUGGGGAUGAAUUCAGUAAACCUAAGAAAUAUUAUUAUGAGUUGUUAAUUGAUGAAGAUUAAACUUACAAUAAUUAAUAAUAGAAUGAUGGUCAAUUUGAAAUAUGGGGAUAGAAGUGCAAUAUUAAGAGAGAAAAGAUGAUUGAUAAGAGAUAUAUAGAGUCAUUAGCAGCUUUGAUGAUUUAAAAGUUUUAUAGAAUGUACAAGGCUAAAAAGAUAAAAUGGUUCUUAAGAGAUACAAAAUAUGCAAUUGUCAUCUAAAAGUAUGUGAGGAGAAUGCUUGCUAAGUUGUUAAGGAUAAGAUUGAAAAACUAUUAUUCAGCCAGGAAGAUAUAAACACUUAUCAGAGGAUUUCUAGCUAAGAAGAGGAAGUAUCAUUUGAAAAGGGCAAAAAUGGCAACUAAAAUACAGUGUCGAUUUCGAUGCAAUUAGGCCAUUCAGAUUAAGAAUGAAUUAAAGAAAGAAUUAGCACUUUUGUAUUUAGAUUAAUUGAUCUCAUUUAAAAUAUCAACUAAAGUGGCUAAGGAUUUAAAAUUAAAGCUAUUUAAAUAUAAAAAGAUAUAAAGAUGGUGGAAAACAUAAUAUAAAAAAAGGGUAAAUAGAAGUGCCAAAAUUAAUUCAUUAGUUAAAUGUUUUAUUUAAAAAAGGAAAUACAAGAAAUUACUUAAAAAUCAUAGAGCUGCUAUAGUAAUUUAAAAGAAUUACAAACGAUUUAAAGCGAUUAAAUUGAGAAAGAGAUUGGAAAAAGAAUAAUCAACUCUUUUGUUAUAAUGUUUAAUGAGAAUUAAAUUGGCAAAUAGGUAAAGGAGAUUGGAUAUCAUUCAAAAUGGAUUAAAUAAAUUAACUAAGGCAUAUGGCAGACAUAAAUCUAGAGUAGCGAUGGUCAAUAUCUGGAAUAUUGGAUUGUUAAGGGUUAAGGCUAUUAUGAAAAUAUAAGCAUAUAGACUUGUGAUCAAAUCAAAAAGGUAUGUUCGUAGACUCAAACGAUUAAAGAAGUUUAUUAGAUUAUAGGCAUUUAUAAAAGGGUUCUUGUAAAGAUAGAGAUAUCGAAGAUUAAUCAAAAGAAAAAGAGCAAUCAAGUUGAUCAUUAAAUAUUAAGAAAAGAAUCCAAUAGAAAAAGGGGAGAGGGCUUAAUCUCUACUCCUAAUAGCCUAGUAAAGCAAAUACAAUUCAAACUAUAACCACUAGAAACUUCAUUAAACUAUAUAAUAAAUAAUUUCCAAAGCAAAAAAUGCAAAUGCUAAGAGAUAGACAAUCCAAAUUCCUAAAAAGAAAUGA